UGGAGGAGAAAUACAGAGAGACAGAGACAGAGAAAACAAAAUCGGAGAGCAGAGGGUGGGCACAGUGCAGUAACAGAGGACAGUCAGACCCAAAUUUCUGCUUUACAAUUUUGCAGAGACCCAGCCUGGCAUCUAGCGCUAAAGCAUAGGAGUGGGGGUGGGGGAGUGAUGGGCGGAAAGGGGAGGGACUGCAAUCCCUCUGAGUGUGCCCAGCCUGGACUGCCCGGCCUAUCACCUCCUGUUCUAACAGGGCCAGUUCCUCUACGCCGCGACUCUCGCCUAUUGUGUCAGGCAGGGUGCACGCAACUGUGCAGCCCCACAGGUGGCAUCGGUUAGGUGAGACGGUUCCCGCCAGGCGCCAGGCUAGGCAGUGGAGCGCCGCACAGCGCUCCUUCCCGCCUCCUAGCCGCCGCCCUAGCAGUUCCAACCCAGCGCCAGCAGACCUGCUCGGUCGAUCUUCGAGCUGAAGAUGCGGCGGGGCUGGAAGAUGGCUCUGUCUGGGGGGCUGCGGUGCUGCCGCCAGGUACUGUCCUGGGUGCCAGUGCUCGUUAUUGUCCUCGUCGUGCUCUGGUCCUACUAUGCCUACGUCUUUGAACUCUGCCUGGUGACUGUUUUGAGCCCAGCAGAAAAAGUUAUCUACCUCAUAUUCUACCAUGCCAUCUUUGUGUUUUUUGCCUGGACCUACUGGAAGUCUAUCUUUACACUCCCACAGCAGCCAAACCAGAAGUUCCACUUAUCCUAUACAGACAAGGAGCGCUAUGAAAAUGAAGAGAGACCUGAAGUCCAGAAGCAGAUGCUCUUCGAUAUGGCAAAGAAGCUGCCAGUUUACACAAGAACCGGGAGCGGAGGUCAGUUCAUCCAAAAUCAUCUUGGAAGGGAGUUUAGCAAGAAACUCAGAAAGACUGUACGAUUCUGUGACCGGUGCCAUCUGAUCAAGCCAGACCGCUGCCACCACUGCUCUGUCUGUGCCAUGUGUGUUUUAAAAAUGGACCAUCACUGCCCUUGGGUUAAUAACUGCAUUGGAUUUUCCAACUACAAAUUCUUCCUCCAGUUCUUAGCUUACUCCGUUCUCUACUGCCUGUAUAUUGCUACAACAGUCUUCAGCUAUUUCAUCAAAUACUGGAGAGGGGAAUUGCCCAGUGUUCGCUCUAAGUUCCAUGUCCUUUUUCUCCUCUUUGUGGCCUGCAUGUUUUUUGUCAGCCUUGUGAUUCUAUUUGGUUACCAUUGUUGGCUUGUCAGCAGAAACAAAACUACCUUAGAGGCCUUCUGUACUCCAGUGUUUACAAGUGGCCCAGAAAAAAAUGGAUUCAACCUUGGCUUCAUCAAAAAUAUCCAGCAAGUGUUUGGAGAUAAUAAGAAGUUCUGGUUAAUACCUAUUGGGUCAAGUCCUGGCGAUGGACACUCCUUCCCUAUGAGGUCCAUGAAUGAGUCACAGAACCCACUGCUAGCAAAUGAAGAACUCUGGGAAGAUAAUGAGGAUGAUAAUCAAGAUUACCCAGAAGGCUCAUCAUCUCUUGCCCUCGAGACGGAAACAUAGCAGUUUUCACAUUUCCUCCAUCUCUUAGACAGGACCCACUAUCUCCUAUGAGACUUACAGAAUUCAAUGUUGGAAAUCAUUCUAAUCUUCAAAACAAGUCACCAUGUUGGAUUGAAAUCUUCACAAAUUGAAAGCAUUUCAUCAAAUACUUGCUGUGCAGGUGUUUCAGGACUUUACAAAUUAAUUUACUGACUAAAUUCCAGUUUAGCAACACUUUUAAGCUAGUUUCUCUUUCUUUCUUGCCCUUCUCUCAAUCCAUGCAAGCCAUGUAAAAUAUAUAUCUUUACAUUCAUCUCUUCGGCUAAAAGGGAACUUAGAAGAUUUCUUUUGAGACUGAAUUCUCCUAGAAAGACUAUCAUAUCUGAAGUGUCUAUUUGGUAUUGAGGGGAAUUGGGAUACAUUUGCUGCUUGUGUGCAUGUGCAUUUAUGAACAUGUAUUUUGCAGCUUAGCUAUAUAAAAUUCCACCAUAAUGUCAUGAAAAUUAAGGUUAAAAACAAAGGCUUUUAGUUAAUCAUGCUUUUCCCCUAAAUAGAAAUAUAUAUAUUUGCUGCGCUUUGAGCCUUCCCUAUGUCAGAUAUGUAAAAUUUCAGAGGAAGAUUCAAUACACUGUGACCAAAGUCCUCAAACAGAAUUUUCACAGAGGCUCUUGAAAGCACUAUAGCUAAUAUACAAGAUCAAAUCAGAUCAGAUUAAAUUUUUACUUCUUUAAACAUAACAGUGUUUUAAAGACUUCUAAUGCCAGGAAGUGGUAAAAUUCUCCAAUUAUUUUUAUUCAUUCCUCUGCUGUCUAUCUUUAUUUUAACCUUUAUGUAUUACUUUUAUGAUGAAAGAAAGACAAUAAGCCUUUAUAAAAGGUUUUAAAGGUGAUUUUCAGGUUUAAUUACAAUACUGUUCAAAGGAGUAAAGUUUCACAGCUGACAUUAGCUGAGGAUUAACAAAAGAUCUAUGUUUUUACAGCGGGAGUUAAUGUACAGAAAGUGAUAACUGAACAGUAGUAUGUCAAUCCUUUUUAUAAGCCUUAAUGGCAGCUCAGCCAUUAAGAUAGUUUAUAUCCAUUUCCCCAUUUAUUUAUAAUCAGCUUUUCUUUCAGUCCCAGUGCCUGAAUCAAUGAGUAUGGACACUAAUGAUGCCUCUUUAUAAUAAUACCUAAGAGUAUUGAUGUUUUUCUCAUUUCAACCAGCGCUGUAGUGCCCAGCUGCUGACAAUAAAAGCCCCAACUCUUACAGAGAUCAGUGGAAGUUAGAACCAUCUUACAGAUAUUAAAGAAUUGAGCCUCUAGUGGGAUGGUUUGAUUUACUAAAUUAUCCUUCCUGAAAUCUUUUUGAAUAAAAAAGUGUUAGUUGCCUGCCACAGAUUAGUCAGUGUUAAGGCUCCAGUGCAUCUGAGAAAGUGAGCAAUCCAACUACUUAAAGCCAAUAGCAAAACCUGUUUGUUUGGACCCCAUAGGUACUUUUGACCAAAGUGAGACUUUUAGCAUAAAAUAAAUGGAUUUUGGUUAGAAUUUCAUUUGAGAGAAUACUACACAUGACCAAAUCUCUUAGGACCAGGAGUCAUGGAUUGUGUCUCAAACUCAGAAGCUAAGGAACAGCCUAAAAGACUUUGAAUACUGUUAUUUCAUGAUAAAAUCUUAUAUGUUCAAAUUGGAAGAUUUUUCCUCCUUCCAUUCUCCUUCUAAAACAUUUCUCUUCUUUAGGUUUCUCUUGAAACUGUCUGCAUGGUUUUAUGAUGGACAAGUUUUGUCUUCUAUUCCUAUACAAAUAUACCUCUACGUAAAUGGAAGGACAUUACUUACUCCACACUGAGUGGGCUUCAAAGCAAUCUUUACCUUUCCCAUCUGUCACCUGCUAAGAGUUUAGGCAGAGCAGCUGCUAUCUAUGAUUCAAAGUUAGAAAGGCAUAGAGAACUUCUCUGAUGCAUAGAGUAUAUCAGGACUGAGCUUUCUCACAAAUCAGGUCACAAAAGACAUUGUCAGCAAACUAUAGGGAAGCACUGGAAAGGUAAAUCUCUGAGUAGCUAUCAUGCAAAACUGAUUGUUUAAUGUCUUAUAGACUUAAACUGUUUUCCAAAAGGCCAAAUAAAUCAGAGUUUUACUUGGGCACUUGGACAAAAAAGAAGCCCUAUUCCUAUUUUAGCACCUUGAUCUUACUAGUUUAUUGGGUUUGUUUUUGGUUUUUUGUUGUUGUUUUUUUUUUUUUCGUACUGGGGAUCGAACUCGGGUCCUUGCACUUGUGAGGCAGGCGGUGGAACCACUGAGCUAAAUCCUCAGCGUGAUCUUAUUAGUUUAUAGACUGAUAAUAUCCCUAUUUGUAGAUCAUUUGAGUAUUGAUUGCUAUACAUAGGCAUCCAACUGGUUGAUUAUUGAUCAAGAAGACAGGGAUGUUUAUUUAAUAAUAAGCAUGCCAUGAUCUAGCUCCUUGGCUUUUUCCUUGCAACCUUGUCCAAUAAUCUCUCAGGGAUCUCAUUUCUUAAUUUAUGGUAAUCUUCUUUCUCAUUUGCAACAUGAAAGUACUCAUUGUUAAGAUCCUACAUUUGAAAGGUGCUAUGUAACUCCCUAGUGUUCUUAAAUGUCCUUAAUUGCAGUACUGGGAUGAAAAAUUUAACCAUAAUAGUAUUUCUAAGUAAUAUGCUUCAGUCUUUCUUCCACACUUUCAUUGCUGACUUUUGCUUGGAUAGCUUGGAGCACUUUGGUAAUGUUCUUCUAUUUGUUCCAACAAUGUCCUUGGAAAGAGACAGAAUGGAAAUCAUUUAUCCUGUAGUAGAGCUGGAAAAACUAGGGGUAAGAAAGAGAUGAAGUGCUGUCCAAAAGCACAUAGAUGUGCUCACAGUUACAGUGUCUAGUGCACAAUGGCUUGACUUCCUAGUAGUGGAAUUACCAUGGAACAGCUUAGAACACUGAUAACAAUUAAGAUAGGAUCAUGUUCCAAAAGAGUCCAACUUUGUCCAAAAUAUUAAAUUAUGCAAUCUAUGCAACUCUUAUUGUUUUUUGCAACUCUUUAUUUUUUAAUUCGUAUGUGCCUCUUUUUCCCAUUAGCCUUGUGUGAUAAAUUUCCCACUAUAUGGCAUUGGCCAGUGUCGUAAUCUCCUGUAGCACCAGUAAAGCCCAAUCUCAGAGCUCUUUUUGCCAGUAAAACAAUGUGCUUCCCCAAGUUUCUGCCAAAUUGCACAAACUCAACACAUUUAACAGAGAUUUAAGUAUAGUCAUAGCAAGUAUGAAUAUCCAUUAUUGUAUUUUAGACCUGAAAUGUAACAAGGACCCAAUACACAAGAAUAUCCCUUUCACAUUACAUUAUACAUAUUUAUGUAUAUUCACAUGCAUGUGCACAUGCACAGCCUGGUAUGGUAUGUAUGUAUGUAAUCCCUGCACUCUGGAAGGCUGAGGCAGGAGGAUCUCAAGUUCAAACCCAAUCUGGGCAAAUAGUGAGACCUUAUCUCAAAAAAAAAAAACACAAAAACUGGAGAUGUAGCUCAGUGUGAAGGCCCUGAGCUCAAACCUCAGCACUGCAAAAAAGAAUCCCUCAUAUGUACAUGCACACACACUUCUCAAGCAUCUCUCCAAGAGAGCUGCCUGAUCACAAGCAGCAAAUACUUUAAGGAGUGACUUUCUGUCCUUUCUUUUGAAAAGAAGUUCAACAGUCAUAGCAAUUGAAAAAGGUUUUCUUCAUACAUUUUAAAACUUCUGCUAUCAAAGUGGCUAAGAGACUCAGUUGAUAUAAAAGACAUGUUCUGUGCAGAGGCACAGAAAGCAUCUAACAAGAUCAUUAGACCCACAAGUCCUAUGUUCUCAGAAAAUUCAUGAGCUCCAUUUAAUCAGUAGGAAAUGGUUGAUAAGGUAUGGUACAUCUGCAUUUUCUUUAAUCAUAGUUGUAAUGUGCCAUAUUAAAUUAUAACCAUCUGCAUGUGGCUGUUAUGUAAUAUAAUAAUUACUGGGUAGCUUCUAAAAGCAUGUAGCCCAUGAACUUGCUGACUUCCCCAAAAGGAUCAGGGCUGUGUCCUGCACAGUAUUUAAAAUUAUUAAAUGUUUUCUUUGGAACAGCCUGGUACACAGCCAUCAGCAGAAUGAGUUAAAACAAAUAAUAGAUUCUUAGUAGGAAAUAGUAUUAAAAGAAAAGAAACAAUAAGAUAAGAUGUGUUCAGAGAAUAAUUGCUUUCACCUUGCUGGCUAAAUCACUGAAGGAACACAGCAGGAAAGCUGGGACUGGGUCUUGAUAAUAUAUGAAAUGUACUGGAGGGCAAGAAAAAGAAAAGCACUGAGAGCCUCGGCAGUUAAAUUCAAGUUGCCAAUUUGCUACAAAUCAUUUUUUCCAUCAAUCUGCUCAAAAGUGACUGUAUAUAGUAUUCAUAAAACCAUGUGACUUGCUGCAGGAAUAUUGACAAAUGCUGGCCAGCUUUAUCUUCCUAGGUCCUUUAUUAAAAGUGUGUACAUAAAAUUGUUGUUUAUUUUCUAUAUUGUGGUUUUGUUAAACAAUGUUAGUAAAGCCUAAAUUUUUGACCACUAUGAUGGAAGUUUCUGUACCUCUCAUUUCACAGGGGUAUAGUGGGAUUUAUUCACUCCCAGGGUUUUGGUAUGUGUGAUAUUUAAACUCUGUAACAGCUCAUCUUCUGAACAUCCCCUUCUACGUGUUCAGUAUUUCUUUCUUGUGUUCCUACAUGAGUAUGAGUUGGAAAAUAAACAGUAAUGGCUUUUAGGUAGAAAACUGA
Molecule: messenger RNA, 6236 nt
Organism: Heterocephalus glaber (naked mole-rat)
Lineage: Eukaryota; Metazoa; Chordata; Mammalia; Rodentia; Bathyergidae
Gene: Zdhhc15
Product: zDHHC palmitoyltransferase 15
Molecular function (GO): palmitoyltransferase activity
Source: RefSeq, a predicted model, not a curated record